Molecule: messenger RNA, 3835 nt
Organism: Achroia grisella
Lineage: Eukaryota; Metazoa; Arthropoda; Insecta; Lepidoptera; Pyralidae
Product: homeobox protein 2-like
Exons: 6
Coding region: 315-3581 (1088 amino acids)
Source: RefSeq, a predicted model, not a curated record
UUGGUUCUUGAUGCAAUCGUCACGUAUAGCGUGGGCCGCGAACACAUGCGUCUGGGUGGCAGGAUAAGUAAUAGGUACCUUAAAAUCGAGAGUGGGCGUUGACAUCAAGUAUAGUUUUUUGCCAACGGAAGGCAAUAACGAUAUUCAAAUUUGUUUUGUGGCCUAAAAGACAAGUGGGUGGGGUGAGUUGCGCUCGCGCAUUAGUAAGCUUCGAGCCGGCACACUGUAUUGACGUGACCGCGCGCGACGGCGACCGAACACCGGCGAACCCGAGUGUAGCUGCAGCGAUCGCACGACCGACACCACUCACUGAAAUGGAAGUAGCAGGUCAAUGGCGGCGGGAGUGGGCUGGAACUGCCGAAUAUGGAAAGGUGACAGAAGGUGGCGUGACACGUAGAGUAGCUCGUGCAAUGGAGGUUCUCCAGGCGAACGGACCCGGUUCUCACGUCCGGGUUAUGCGCGCCGCCUACCACUCCUCCGCCGGGCCGGGCAUACCAGCCUCCUCUUACAUGCUUCACUCCUCUCGGAGGGUACUUUCUUCCGGGUUCAAUUUCUUAGAUUCACAAUCAUUUCCCACAAUUACCAAACCUUUAGAAUUAUCAUCAACUCCACUAGAAUUAGCGGCUGAUUCAAAUUUAGAAACUACAAAUUAUAAAGUCACAGAGCCAGAUGAUUCAGAAAUAUCUGAACCGUCUAAGUGGAAAGGAGCAGCUAGUGGCAGCUCAAUACGGUUACCAAGUGAAGAAUCCUCAUCUACAGACAAUGCCAGUAUAAUAGAUCUUGAUGUUCAAUCACCGCAUAAGAAUAUUAAUAGAAAAUAUUCUUACGAUUCAGAAAGCAGUGAUAUUCAAUAUCACAAGACUAAUAAGUCCAGAGCAUCACCGCUAUUAGAUCCCCCGGUAACAUUAAGUACUCUCAAAUACAAAUCUCUUUUGAAUGGAAGUAAUGAUUGGAAUAAUAGAAGAAAGAGUUACAGUUUUGAAGACACAUGUCCAUUAAAUGAAACCAUUUUGCAUGAAAACGAUACGUUAGCUAUGGAAUCUUCUACAGAUAGCGGUAUUUGUAAAUCAUCAGAAAGAGUUAACGACCACGCAGAUGAAAUCAAUACAUAUUCGGCAUUUAUGGAAAGAAAAGAUAAAAAACAAAAUAAUCAAGAUGAAACAUUUAAAGACUGGCUCUCUAAAAAUAGACCUAGCAUGUUGUAUAAAGGUACACAGUUAAAGCCAUGCAAAGAAUAUGACACAGUGAUGGAUGAAAACAUGGGAAAUAAUAUUACAUUACAAUCAUCAGGAAAGGUAUCAAUAACAGUACCUAUAACUAUUGAAAAAGAAGACAAUGUAAGCAGUAACGACGACGGUGAAAGAAAAGUAAAAAGGGUUGAGUUUUGUAAGACCGAAUUACAUUUUGCUGCUGAAUCAGGAAAAGUAAAUAUAAUAGCGACAGAUGAAAAACCUCCGCCUUCAAAUGAUUUUCGGAAAAGAAGGAGCGCUUUUGUGCCCAUAAAAAGUACAUUUGAAAAGCCAAUUACACUUUUUGGCGAAAAGCCUGAUGUUUCUGCGACAAUAAAUCCAGAUUUUUUGAUAUGUAAUAAUAGUGAGAUCGGUGAAUUUGAAGAACUUGAGAAUACAGCAGCUACAAAAAGUAUUCUCAAAAACAAAAUUCCCAAACCCAAACCAUAUCUUUUAGGAGAGAAUAUGCCAUUUGGGAUCACGGAUAAUCUUUCAAAUAAGGAUAGAUUAAGUAGUAAUGUAAGUGUUCCCACGGGUGUUUCAUUGAUAAAUAGGCAAUUGCAAUCAGAAAAAAUAUAUAACAACCAAACAAACGUAGAUUUUUCUCGAGAAGUUAAUACGAGCUAUACAAGCAAUUCAUUUAGAGCUAUCAAUAAAGGUUCAUCGAGAUACAAUAGCUCGACUAUAUCAAAAAAUACUUCAGAGUACGAGACGAGUGAGCCUGUACUUAAAAGAGAACCACCUAUUAGCAGCCCAGGUAGUUCUAUGAACAACAAAUUGCAUAUAUUGCAAAUGUCACCGAUUCCAAAACCUAAGACAAGACAACUUCGAGACAGUGACCUGACAUACUUUGGAAUUGAUGAUAAGACUAGAAAUAAAAGUAGACCGAAGUUUACAGAAAAUUCAUUGACUACACAAAUUGAUGAAAUUAAUAAUAUAUUCAAAUCUGUUAAGUUAAUAAAACAAAUAUCGAGUAGUGCUUGUAACAGCGAAGCAGAGUCUGAUGAUAUGGCUGAAUACCAAAACAUUCCCUUCAAAACAAACUUGGCUCCUGUUCCCACCCCAAGACCAAGAUCAAAAUACGACAAAUCUAAAGAAACCGAAUCCAUAACGGUACUACAGCCCAUAAUAGAAAAAUCUGAUCCUCCAUUAAAUGUUCAUCAUGAAUCACGGCGUUCAAAGAUCAGAAAACAGGUAGAUUUAAACUCCGAUAAAAAUCGAAGUCGCUCGGAACCAGCAAAGAGUCAUAGACAUGAACCUUUAGCACGAAAUAAGCAAGAAUAUUACUCGCACAGUACAAGAAAAAAUUCUCCUCCACCAAGGUUGAAACAAAAUCGAGAAAUUGGGCGAAAACGAAACGAAUCACCAGGGAAUAAACCUACGCCUAAAACCAGCACGUCAGAAGAUGAGAUACCACAUUAUGUUAAUAUAAAAAUUAAAGCUGAAACAAACAAUUGCACUCAAGAUUCAGAACGACAGGUACAGUUAGAACAACGACGAAAUACAUCUAAAAUAAAUGUUACUACACAUAGGAAACAACAUAAAUUAGAUGAAACAAAUUUGCAAUGCGCUCAGAAAUCCAAUGAAAAAUAUAUUGCAAAAAUACCGAAAUCUGUAACAGAAAAUCAAACUCACAGUCUGCAAAAAAAACAAGAAGAAUCUUCAAUUAAGAAACAUCAACCACGCCGAACAAAAAAACUUGUCACGCCAGAGCAUUCACUUAAUUAUCAAACUGACAAUCAAAAUGGAAACAACCACGACUCUAAUAAAAUUCUAACAGAAACCGAAUGCAAAAGUGACUCUGUAAGUUCAACGAAAAUGAGACAACAAAAUCGAAGCCGGCCUUCUCAUGAUCAACCAUCUAAGCCUGAAAAAACACAUGCAGAAAUAAAAAAUGAUAUUACAAAUAACAUUAACACAAAUAAUGAAACAAAGAAAGAUACCUCCAAAUAUCGUACAAGACAAUCAUCACAAGAUAAAGUCAAUAAAGAAUCGUCUAGAGCUAAUCAUAAAUCUGAUGUAAAAUCAUCCAACGUGUAUAAUACGAAACUAAUUAAUAACACAGAAGGAAAUAGCCCAGACAAAAAUCUUAGUCCAAAAAAAGGCAGCCAUAAAACGCCCAAACGCAGCGAAUACGUAAUUAAUUACGAUGAUAAAAAAGGAACUGUAUCUUCCAUAUGUAAAAUCAAAUCUGGACAUAACUCAUCAAAAAGAAAGAUAGUUUCAAGUGAAAAUAAUAAAGAAACUCCGAAAGAAUAUAAAACAAUAAAUAAACAUUUAGAUAAAACUCCACUGCGUAAUGCAGCUUCCAGAUCGACAAUGGAACCGAAAUGGACUGAAUUACGAAAAUAAGAAAUGGAAGAAAAAAAUACAUAUACAAAGAUCUUGCCAACUAUUGUAACGUAAUAAGGUUACUAGUCUUAGCAAAUUAUGAAUCUUUGUAUUCAUCGGAAUCCUGUAUACUGUGUAGAACGCAUUGUAUUAUGUUUAGUGUGGUUAGUUAACAAUGAUCUCACAUUGAGUUAGUUUCUAAAAGUCAAAUAAUCUUAACCAAUUUUAACAAUAUAACAUUCCGUAUAUUUAUAAAUAUGUAAUAGAAAUAAUAA